This is a messenger RNA of Mugil cephalus (flathead mullet), 3626 nucleotides long. RefSeq names its product ephrin type-B receptor 4b-like. The record is from RefSeq and is a predicted model, not a curated record. Gene Ontology annotation, biological process: protein phosphorylation; cell surface receptor protein tyrosine kinase signaling pathway; axon guidance. The transcript has 21 exons. Gene Ontology annotation, molecular function: transmembrane-ephrin receptor activity; ATP binding; protein binding. The coding region runs from base 457 to 3501 and encodes 1014 amino acids. Lineage: Eukaryota; Metazoa; Chordata; Actinopteri; Mugiliformes; Mugilidae. Gene Ontology annotation, cellular component: neuron projection; plasma membrane.
UUUUUUUUUUUCCUCUGGAAGUUUUCAUCUGGAGUCGAACCGGAGGACGAGGACGGAGACGGUUAACGGAAACCGACUUUAACGGGGACGGGAGCGGUUAACGGAGACUUCAAACGGGCACGGAGUUCAACGGAGACGGUUAACGGGGAAGGAGUUUAACUGGGACGGCGCGGUUAACGGGGACGGACGAGUUUACCGAGUGUGUGUUUGCUGUGUUUUUCUGGACCCCCGCCACCGGCCCGACCCUCCACGCGCUCCAGGCCGCGGCUCAGAGCUCCUGCCUCGGCCUGGCCUCUGCGCUCCGCCCCGCCGUGCGUCCCGGAGCGCAGCGGAAUGGAGGGAUGAGGAGUCCCGGGGGAGGAGGGUCAGUUUUCAGCCUCCAUCUUGGAUCAGUACCUGAGGGGGCGGGGCUUGGCGAGCCCAGCUGACGUCACUGAUCGGGAAUCGAUAGGUGUGAUGGGAGGGGGAGGAGUCAUGGAGGGUCGGCGGACCUGCGGGGUCUCCUCCGGGGCCUCCGGGGCCUCUGGGGCCGGGCUGCGGGGCUCCUCCUGCGGGCUCCCGCUGCUCCUGCUCCCGCUGCUGCUGCUGCUGAGCUCCGGCGCAGCGGAGGAAGAGGUGCUGAUGAACACCAAGCUGGAGACGUCUGACCUCCGCUGGACCACGUAUCCAUCCGAGGAACCUGAGUGGGAGGAGCUUAGUGGACGCGAUGAUGAGCUGAACAGCGUGAGGACAUUUCAGAUCUGCACCCCCAACAAUCCGUCCUCCCAUUGGCUGAGGACACGCUGGAUCAGACGCAGGGCGGCAACAACGCUCUACGUGGAGAUCCGCUUCACCAUGAUGGAGUGCUCGGGGCUGAACCAGCGCCACUGUAAGGAGACCUUCAACCUGUUCUACUACCAGUCGGACAGCGACGAGGCCACGCCCACUCACCCGGCCUGGAUGGAGAACCCGUACACCAAGGUGGCCACGCUGGCCGCCGACCACCUGCUGCGGGGGGGCGGGGCCGAGCGGCGCUCCAACGUGAAGGUGCUGCGCCUGGAGGGCUUGCAGGGGGCGGGGCUGUACCUGUCCUUCCAGAGCCAGGGCACCUGCAUGGCCCUGCUGUCCGUCCGCGUCUUCUACAGGAAGUGCCCGCCCCUCCGCCGCGCCUUCGCCUCCUUCCCUGAAACCGUGCCGCACGCUCUGGUGGAGCAGGCUCAAGGCGUGUGCGUGGAGAACGCCGUGACGCCGCCCGGCGAGCGCGCGCGGCCUCCCAGCAUGCUCUGCGGCGAGGACGGGCAGUGGGUGGGGCAGCCCACGUCCAGCUGCGCCUGUCGCCCCGGAUACGAGGCCGGAGAGUCCGACGUCCGCUGCCGAGCCUGUCCAUCGGGCCAGUUUAAGGCGGGGUCUGGACCAGGUUGGUGCAGCACCUGUCCAACCAGGAGCAACACGCUGAUCCCAGGCUCCGCCUACUGCCCCUGUCUCCAUGGUUACCAUCGGGCCGACUCCGACGCGCCAGACGCCGCCUGCACCAGCCCCCCCUCCGCCCCCCGCUUACCUGUGACUCAGGUCAAUGACACCAUGGUGACGCUGGAGUGGAGCGAGCCUCUGGACCGAGGAGGACGAGGAGACCUGACCUACAGAGUCCUCUGCUCCAACUGUGGGCCCGCCACCACCACCAAGGGAUUGGUGGGUUCCUGUUCUCCCUGUGACGAUGGCGUCCUGUACCGGCCGGCGCAGCGUGGCCUGACUCACCGCCGUGUGGUCGUUUGGGGGCUCCGCCCACAAACCAAGUACAUGUUCACCAUCCAAUCACUGAACGGCGUCUCAGCCCUCAGCCAAUCAGAGCCGGCCUCCGACCGGGUCAACGUCACCACCAGCAGAGAUGUCCCUCCUCCAGUAUCAGGUCUGAGGAGGACGGGGGCCUCAGAGACCAGUCUGUCCUUAGAGUGGAACGUCCCGGCUCUGCAGGACCAGCAGCAGGUCCUGGACUACCAGCUCCGCUUCUGUCCCAAGGACGGAGAGGACGGGUGUCAGUGGCAGUACGUGUCCAGCAGGUCUGCUUCGUUUGUGCUGUCCGGGCUGCAGCGGGCUGCGCGGUACCAGGUCCAGGUCCGGGUCCGCUCCCAGGCCGGGUUCGGCUCCUUCAGCUCGCUGAGCGUCUUCAACACGCUACCGGACGGGGUGGGACACUCUCAGCUGGUGCUGACCGGGGUCCUGGUCUCCAUGGCGACGCUGCUGCUCAUCGCCGUGACGAUAGUGUCUGUCUACUGCUACCGCAGGAGAAGGAGACACUCAGAGAACGAUAAGAGUGGACACUACCAGAUGGGACAGACGAUAAAGGUGUACAUUGACCCGUUUACCUAUGAAGACCCCAAUGAGGCGGUGAGAGAGUUCGCUAAAGAGAUCGACGCCUCCUUUGUUAAGAUAGAGGAAGUGAUUGGAGCAGGUGAGUUUGGAGAGGUGUGUCGUGGCCGUCUCAGGAUGCCCGGUAGGAAGGAGAACUACGUGGCCAUUAAGACGCUGAAGGGCGGCUACACGGAGAAGCAGAGGCGGGACUUCCUGUCCGAGGCGUCCAUCAUGGGCCAGUUCCAGCACCCCAACAUCAUCCACCUGGAGGGCGUCAUCACCACCUCCUGCCCCGUCAUGAUCCUCACCGAGUUCAUGGAGAACGGAGCCCUAGACAGCUUCCUGAGGAUGAAUGACGGGCAGUUCACCACCAUCCAGCUGGUAGGGAUGCUACGAGGUAUCGCAGCAGGUAUGAAGUAUCUGUCAGACAUGAGCUUCGUCCACAGAGACCUGGCAGCUCGCAACAUCCUGGUCAACUCCAACCUGGUCUGUAAGGUGUCAGAUUUUGGCCUCAGCAGGUUCCUGACUGAGAACUCGUCAGACCCGACCUACACCAGCUCUCUGGGAGGGAAGAUCCCCAUCAGGUGGACGGCUCCAGAGGCCAUCGCCUACAGGAAGUUCACGUCAGCCAGCGACGCCUGGAGCUACGGCAUCGUCAUGUGGGAAGUGAUGUCAUACGGAGAGCGGCCAUAUUGGGACAUGAGCAACCAGGACGUGAUAAACGCCAUAGAGCAGGACUACCGUCUGCCCCCCCCGCCUGAGUGUCCGUCCCCCUUGCAUGUCCUCAUGUUGGACUGCUGGCAGAAGGAACGAGCUAAUCGGCCCCGGUUCUGUGAUGUGGUGGCGGCGCUCGAUAGGUUGAUCCGAAACCCCGCCUCCUUGAAGGCGACCCACCCGGAAGGAGCAAGUCCAUCUCAGCCUCUGUUGGACCAGCGUGUCCCCCCUCGUCUCUCAUCCUGUGUCUCGGUAUCUGAGUGGCUGGGAGCGAUAAAGAUGGAGCGCUAUGAGCAGAGCUUCAUCCAGGCGGGCUUCACCAGCCUGGACAUCGUCUCUCAGCUCAACACCGACGACCUCCUCAGAGUGGGCGUGACCCUCGCCGGCCACCAAAAGAAAAUCCUCUCCUCCAUUCAGAUGCUCAGGAUACAAAAAGCCCCGCCCACUCUGCUCUACUGACCAAUCACAGGCUGCCACACAAACUGAAACCUCAAAGGCUCCGCCCCUGUGACACGCUUCCUGCUGUUUGACUCACUCCGCCCACUGUCUCGUUCUGACCAAUCACAAACGAGCACGGCGAAGGA